UAAAAAAUAUAGGUUUUGUAGAUAAGAACAUCUAACUAUCACUGUAACAAAUCUGUGCGCAUGAUGAGAUUGAUUUUGUUUUUAUUUUUAAGAUUGCUCAAUACUCAAACUUGCGGUAAAUUCAAAUAUGGCCACCGCUACAGCUGUUUUUGCACAGCUCAAUCGAUAGUAUCGAAUAAACAUCGAUUUUUGUUCCAGAUCUAACAAACAAAUUGUUGUUUUUAGUUAAGUGCAUGUGCGCAUUGUAUGCAAUUAAUUUUUAUUUCUUUAAAUCGCUGGUGUUUCGCUUAGAAUGUACUGGAACGAGAUGUGAGCACAAAGAAGAGUGCGUUAAGUGCAUCCAAGCCAUUAGGAUAACGUGCAAUAUUUACACAUAAACAUAUAUGUAUAUUUAUAAACUAAAUAAUAAGGACAACGAUUUGUUAAAAAUAAACAAAGCAGCCAUUUUCAAACCAGCAUGGACUUCGAGACGGGAAACCAGCAAUACCACUACAAGGACAUAUUGUUUGUGUUCUUAGAUGCAUUCAUCAAUGAUUUCGACUGCAAGGAUGUCCAGGACAUCCUGCCAGGAGUGUUGUCCAAAGAGGAAAUCGACCACAUCAUCAAGUCCAGGGAUGCGGAGACGGCCACACUCCGUCUGUUUUGGGCACUGCUGUCUAAACAGGAGAAAACGGUCAAGGACUUUGUCGAAGAUUGUCUCAACCGGAGUGACCAGGCCAACUACGAGUUCCUUGUGGCUGUCAUUAAGGAAGAGAUUCAGCAUCCCAAAAGGGAGACCAGGACGUACAUCGAGCAAAGGGAUCGCCUCUAUAACGACAACCAAGUGUUUGCCAAAUACAAUGUUAAUCGCCUGCAACCGUACUUAAAGCUGACACAGGAUCUUCUUGAACUUCGUCCAGCCAAAAAUGUUUUGAUUUAUGGCGUCUUAGGAUCGGGAAAACACUGGCUUGCCCUGGACGUGUGUUCAUCCUACAAAGUACAACUCCAGAUGGACUUCAAGAUCUUCUGGCUAAACUUGAAAGACUGCAACAGUCAAGAGACAGAUCUCGAGAUGCUUCAGACGCUGCUUCAUCAAAUAGACCCCAACUGGACAAGUCGUAGUGAGCAAGGCAGCAACAUCAAGCACCGAACUCAGAGCAUUCAGGCGGAAUUGCGACGCCUAUUAAAGAGCAAACCCUAUGAGAAUUGCCUUCUUGUCCUGCUAAAUGUGCAGAAUGUCAAGGCUUGGAAAGCCUUCAACCUGAGCUGCAAGAUUCUGCUGACCACAAGGUUCAAGCAGGUCUCCGACUUUUUUUCAGCAGCAACCACAACUCACAUUUCACUGGAUCAUCAUUCAAUGACGCUCACGCCUGAUGAAGUUAAGUCUUUGUUUCUCAAAUACCUCCACUGCAGACCGCAGGAUUUGCCAAGGGAAGUGCUAACAACGAAUCCGCGCAGACUAAGCAUUAUUGCGGAAAGCAUUCGAGAUAAUUUGGCCACUUGGGAUAACUGGAAGCAUGUAAAUUGCGAUAAACUAACGACUAUCAUUGAGAACUCUUUAAAUGUCCUGGAGCCUGGAGCUAGAAAAAUGUUUGAUAGACUGUCCAUAUUUCCUCCCUCUGCCCACAUACCUAUCCAUCUCCUAUCGCUGAUUUGGUUCGAUGACAAAUCCGAUGGCGACGAUGCGAUGGUUGUGGUUAACAAGCUUCACAAAUACUCGUUGGUGGAGAAGCAACACAAAGAGUCAACCAUUAGUAUACCCGCCAUAUACUUGGAGUUGAAAGUGAAGGUUAAUGACGUUACCGCACUGCAUCGGAGGAUCGUUGAUCGCUACAACAUCACAAAGGCCUUCGACCACGAUGACUUGAUACUGCCCUCCCUGGACAGAUAUUUCUAUAGUCACAUCGGGCAUCACAUCAAGACCAUUGAGCCCACCGAGCGGGCAAUUCUGUUUCGCAAGGUCUUCCUGGACUUCCGCUUUCUGGAACAAAAGAUUCGCCACGACACAACGGCUUGGAAUGCCAGCGGAUCGAUAUUGAAUACGCUACAGCAGCUUAAGUUCUACAAGUCUGAUAUUUGUGACAAUGACGCCAAGUAUGAGCGCUUGCUUAAUGCCAUCCUGGAUUUCUUGCCAAAGAUCGAGGAAAAUCUUAUUCGCUCCAAGUUUACGGACCUGCUCAGGAUAGCCCUGAUGGACGAGAAUGAGGCUAUUUUCGAAGAGGCUUGCCGACAAGCGCAGAGGUUUUGCGAUAGGGUUUGGUUUACAGAGCAUGGCCGCUUCCACCAGCACCGCCAAAUUAUCAACCUGGGAGAUAACGAGGUGCGCCACGCCCUUUACCUGAAAGACGACUUUUCACUGAUGGCGUUGGACAACAAAGAACUGCUCCUAACCGACGUAUCGCUGGAGGCAGAGGACACCUAUAUUCUGAGGGACGACAAUGACAGCAGUGAAAUCCUUCGGAUGGCCGUGUUUAACAAACAGAAGCACCUAAUCACCUUGCACAGCAACGGCAGCGUGAAGCUCUGGUCCCUGUGGCCGGAUUGUCCAGGAAGACGCCACAGUGGUGGCAGCAAGCAGCGAGUGCGUCCUCCUGGCUCCACGCAUCUUCGAAAGCCAACGGGAACGAGAAGCUACCAGCAGUUGGUUAACAGCGUGGUCAAGCGCUACAUUGGUACCUAUGCAGAUCAGAAAAUUAUGGCUUUCUAUUUGGACGAACAAGCCGGAUUGCCGGACACCAAAAUCCAACUGCACGUGGCCUUCAGCAAUGGCGAUGUGAGCAUCUUGGCCUGGGAUGAGCAAGAUCAGAUGUUCAGACCGUCGCACAUUCCUACCUUAAAGACUCUUCAAUCGGAAAUUCGCAGCUUUGUUCUGGUUUUGAAGCAAUAUUACGUGGUGUGCAACGCUAGUUGCGAUCUGACUGUUUGGGAUUUGAGCAAUGGUUCCGGCGAAAGACUAGAACGUGAAGACUUUAAUGUGGUGAACGACACGCCUUUGGCCUUGGAGGGCUAUGACGAAAGGAAUCAGAAGGCCACUGUACUUCUUAUUUUCAAGCAUAGUGUUUGGCGGCUAAAUUUCAUGCCAGGCCCCUCCGUUAUUUUGCAAUCCGAGGCAGUGCAGCUGCCGGAGGGCAGUUUUAUAACCUGCGGCAAGCGGUCGGAUGACGGACACUACCUUUUGCUGGGCACCUCCGAGGGACUGAUAGUUUAUGAUCUCCGGAUCUCUAAUCCCGUGCUUCGCAGCAAUGUCAGCGAACACAUCCAGUGUGUGGAUAUCUACGAGCUGUCCGAUCCUGUCUAUAAGUAUAUAGUUUUGUGUGGCGGCAAAGGCAAGAAGGUGGUCCAUGUGCACACGUUGCGCUCCGUCAGCGGGAUGGAUGCACAUCAAGAUCGGGAAAUCGCCUGGGUUCACAGUGCAGAUGAAACGAGUGUGGUGACAAGGGCCUGCCUGGAGCCCAAUGUCUACCUGCGUUCGCUGAUGGACAUGACCAGCGGGCGGACGCAACUCCUGGCCGUGGACUCCAAAAACCGCAUCCACCAAAUUGAAACUGCCACCGAUCCAAGUGCCCGAAGGAGAUCCAGCAUUUCCGCUUGGUCAACGAUCACACCCACGCAUGCUGCCAGUAAAGCCAAGAUAACGGCCAUAUCCGCUUUAAACGACGAGCAGAUCUUUGUGGGCUACGCGGACGGGGUGAUCAUCGAUGUUAACCAGGAUGCGGUUUUACCUCAGCAGUUUAUUACGGAGCCCAUUGAUUACCUCAAACAGAUUAGCGCGCAAAUUCUGGUGGCCUCUGCUCAUGGCGUCCAGAAGACUGUGAUAUUCCACCUUGAGAAGACAGAUGACCAAUGGCCAUUAUACCUGGAUGUGGGCACCAAGUACGCCUGUCUUCUGCGUGGACAGUUUGUCAUCGUAUUCUCCGACCACGAAGUCUGUCAUUUAGAUGUAGCCAACCCGUCCGCAAUUGUAAAGACGGAAGAGUCUGAAGAAUCCAUUGUGGGGUUUGACCUGAAAAACAAUUUUCUUUUCCUGGCCUACGAAAACCACACAAUUGAGGUAUUCCAAAUUAUAUUGAGCGGUAAUCAACUGAGGCACGAACAAAUCUGCGAAGAAAAGAUUGUCCAGAAGUCCAAGAUCAGCUACUUGGCCGCCACGGAAGAUGGUAGAAUGUUUGCACUGGGCUUCGAGGAUGGUGUUUUAGAGCUCUUUGCCUUGGAAAACAGGCAAGUGCAUCUGAUCUACAGCAUUCACGAGGUCCAUCAGCACUGCAUCCGCCAACUGCGCUUCUCGCCAUGCAAGCUCCUUCUAAUUAGCUGCGCAGAGCAGCUGUGCUUCUGGAACGUGACGCAUAUGCGCAACAACCAGAUGGAGCGGGCGCAGAAUCAGCGGCGCAGUCGUCGCCACAAGCUUCACAGUGUGACGCAGGAAGAUGCUGUAGAUGCAGCGCCCAUUGGGCCCGACGUGGAUGUGGAUCCCGUGUUUAUUGCCCGCGAAUUCCUUUCAGAAAGCCGAGAGGAGGCGGUGGCCCUGUGGCGGAAUAAGCGUGGCAAUGCCAUCCGUCCGGAACUCCUGGCAUGCAUCAAGUUUGUGGGCAAUGAAGCUCGCCAGUUCUUCACCGACGCCAAGUUCUCGCACUUCUAUGCCAUAGAUGACGAGGGUGUCUACUACCACCUGCAGCUAAUGGAGCUGAGUAGACUGCAUCCUCCGCCGCAGCUAGAUCCGCAUCCGGUGGAGAUCUCUGACCGAUCGCUGGACUUGCAGUAUGAGGACUUGAAGGAUCUCAGGAUAAUCGAAAGCCCGCUUGAUCAAGAUGUGGAUAACGAAGGUGCUGAUGUGGUGGGCAAUCUGGUGCUGCAAAAGGCCAGCCAAGUGGACGAGCCGCCUCCAGUUCAGGAGGAGGGGACCAGCUCAUGACGCCAGUGGUGCGCCUCCAUGCGGCGCACGAACCAGGAAAGCCCCAACUACAACAUGGCAUUUAUAGGAUUACUGCUGUAUUACAUAGUGGUAUUGCUGUUCUACCUCCUAGGACCUGAUUUGUCCUAGGUGGAAAAUCCACCAAGUACGAUAUCUCAGAAGGCGGUGGGUACGUUGCCCUGCCUUUUGUUUGGCCACCCUAGUAACCGCCGCCAAAUAAACGACAUUUUACGAAAAAUACAAA
Molecule: messenger RNA, 5132 nt
Organism: Drosophila gunungcola (fruit fly)
Lineage: Eukaryota; Metazoa; Arthropoda; Insecta; Diptera; Drosophilidae
Gene: Dark
Exons: 11
Coding region: 458-4888 (1476 amino acids)
Molecular function (GO): ADP binding; protein binding
Source: RefSeq, a predicted model, not a curated record